AUGGCGUUCGCUCUCAGGCACGCGGGGGCCAUGCCCCUGGGCGCGCGCAGCAGGCAGCAGAGCACCCUACGCACACCACAGCAGCACCGGCCACUGAGCAGCAGCAGUGGCGACCUUCGCCGGCUCAAGGUUGCGGCGAUUGACCAGCCGACAACCUACAGCGAUGCCGAGCAGCCACAUGCAUCGCUCGCCGAGCCUGUGGAGCAGCAGCAGCUGGAAAUUGCAGAGCUCGACCAGGCGCAGGAAAGCCUGCUCAAAUGGAUGCUGUUCCUUGAUAGCGACCAGCAGGAGGCAGACCUUGAUGAGAUGGAGGACCUCGAGGAGGUGGGGGACGAGGAGCACGCCGACCUUUAUGACGAGGUGGAGACUAUGCUGGAGGAGAGCGAGUCCAGCUUCAAGGUCGGUGACAAGGUCUACGGCACGGUCUACGAGGUGGACGACGACGGCGCGUAUGUCGAGAUCGGUGCCAAGUCGGCGGGCUUCGUUCCUCUGGUCGAAUGCGCCCUUGGCAAGCUCAAAACGCCCCUGGAGGUGCUGCGGCCUGGCAUGAAGCGCGAGUUUGUGGUUGCGGAGGAUGAGGACGAGUUCGGGGAGAUCAUCCUGUCGCUGGCAGCCAUUGAGUCCACUGUGUUCUGGCAGCGCAUCCGCCAGAUCAUGGAGGAGGACGUGCCCGUCAUUGUGACCGUGGUGGGCGCCAACCGCGGCGGCCUGAUGGUGCAGUACGCCCACCUGGAGGGCUUCAUCCCCGUCAGCCAGCUGGGCCAGAACAUGAACGCGGACAACCUGGAGUCUUUUGUGGGCUACGACAUCCCCGCCAAGUUCCUGGACGUGGACGAGGAGAACGAGCGGCUGGUGCUCUCCCACCGCCGCGCCAGCAGCAGCGCGGACAUGCAGGGUUACAAGGUCGGCGACGUGGUGGUGGGCGUGGUGCAGAGCGUGCGGCCCUACGGCGCGUUUGUGGACAUCGGCGGCGCCAUCGGCCUGCUGCACAUCAGCCAGAUCACCCACGAGCGGCUCACCACCGUCGACCAGGUCCUGGCCGAGGGCGACAAGCUCAAGGUCAUGAUCUUGUCCCAGGACAGCGACCGCGGCCGCGUCACCCUCAGCACUAAGAAGCUGGAGCCCGAGCCCGGGGACAUGCUGCGCGACCCCCAGAAGGUGUUUGAGAACGCCGACAGGAUGGCCGAGAUGUUCAAGCAGCGCGUCGCGGCGGCCGACAGCGCCGCACUCGCGCCGCUGGGCGCGGACGGGUACCCCGCGGUCGACCCGGCCUACCCGCCGCCGGCGGAGGGCGUGGCGCAGUGA
This is a messenger RNA of Monoraphidium neglectum, 1305 nucleotides long. Its product is annotated as 30S ribosomal protein S1. Bases 1 to 1305 code for a protein of 434 amino acids. Gene Ontology annotation, biological process: translation. NCBI's taxonomy places the organism in Eukaryota, Viridiplantae, Chlorophyta, Chlorophyceae, Sphaeropleales, Selenastraceae. The transcript has 6 exons. The record is from RefSeq and is a predicted model, not a curated record. Gene Ontology annotation, molecular function: mRNA binding; structural constituent of ribosome.